Messenger RNA from Mesocestoides corti, 126 nucleotides. The record is from the annotation of a GenBank genome assembly. NCBI's taxonomy places the organism in Eukaryota, Metazoa, Platyhelminthes, Cestoda, Cyclophyllidea, Mesocestoididae.
AUCUGGUGUCGUUUAAACACCGAGCACACGCUGUACGCGGCCUGUCGCCACAAUUCUGAAAAGACUGGUACUGAGUUGCUUAAUCUGCCCGAAACGGAGCAGUGUAUUUUCGACGAGGGAGUCUAG